UAUUAGAACCCUGUCUUCUAGCAUGUUCUCCCUGUCCGUGAUGGUGGGCCUGGUCCCCAUAGUGUCCCUGUUCGGGUUGUUCUACUCCGCUGCGGUGGACGACAACUUCCCCCAGGGCUGCACGAGCGGCAGCAGUGUGUGUUUCUACAGCCUGCUGCUGCCCGUCACCAUCCCGGUCUACGUCUUCUUCCACCUGUGGAGCUGGAUGGGGAUCAAGCUGUUCAGACACAACUAGCUCCACCUGAAACACUGCCGUGCGUUCCAGUCCUCUGUCUGGGAUGCAACUUGAAAUAAUAAUGGUUUGACAUCAUCAGCACAUUACAAGCACCGCCACAUCCAAUUCAGUCUAAUAGCAGAAUAUGUUGCUUUUACUGCAAACCCUAGAAAUAAAACUGCUGUUAGACACACUGCAGUGUUAGUGGUUUGAAGACGGGGUGAACAUAUUUAGCAGGGAGUCUGGGGAGUCCUUCAAGAAAAUGUUACGUUGUCAAUAAAAACAAAAAUUUCAAGUUCACAU
Etheostoma cragini (Arkansas darter) is the source of this 517-nucleotide messenger RNA. Its product is annotated as phosphatidylinositol N-acetylglucosaminyltransferase subunit Y-like. The transcript has 3 exons. The record is from RefSeq and is a predicted model, not a curated record. Lineage: Eukaryota; Metazoa; Chordata; Actinopteri; Perciformes; Percidae. Bases 23 to 235 code for a protein of 70 amino acids.